AGAGAGAAAGAGUAAAAAUUAUUGUUACUGAAAUGGAAUGUAAAUAAAUAGUAAUUAAUUGCGCCAAGAGCAUUUAAUUUAGUAGGGAAUGACCUAUUAAUUUAAGAUUAGAUAAUUGGGCAUGGAAUCCCACUCUCCAACUCAUACAGUGUGGAAGAAUGAUUUAUAUCGAAUGCAGUUGGACGCUCCGGUACCGUUGCCUGUGCUGUGUACGGAUAUCCAUCUUGAGAUUCCUAGUUAUUUAGGCCGGGACUACCAUGGGGAUAUAUCUCAUAUAAAAGCAGCGAAUCUAUUAAAUCUUCAACCUAAUGGUGCUUAUCUGGUACGGAAGAGUAGAUCUGCCAACGGGCAUUUUUACACAUUAAGUCUUAAAUUUAACGACAAGAUCCACCAUUACAAGUUAUAUUAUGAUCCUGCAUCAGGCUUAUACAUCCGCGAAAAAAGAUACGAUUGCGUUCGAUCCCUAGUAGCUGAUGGUCUUGUUACAAUGUAUCUAGAGUUAAAAGCACCAGUGUUUUUACAACGAUUACCCACUGUAAACUAUCAAGAGAGUCCGUACAUGACACUCAACAAAAGAAAGUUACAAACUCUCACGAAAGAGAGGGCCAAGUAUUCACUAUGUGCACGGAAUAUUUUCCCUGCACAGAAUCUCCAAGUCAACGAUGUCGAGAAGUACGAAAAAUCUCAUGUGUUUAAGAUUACCACGUUCAAAGGAUUGAAUUGGUGUGAACUUUGCGGAAAUUUCUUGUGGGGAUUUUCAGCACAAGGUGUUAAGUGUGAGGAUUGCGGGUUGAUUGCCCAUGGAAGAUGCUCUGAGAAAUUUCCUAAUGACUGCAUACCUGAUUUGAAAUAUUUACGAGGCGUUUUUGGAAUCGAGCUAACAACCCUGCUAACAGCCCACAAUGCCACACUGCCAUUUGUUGUAACUAAAUGCGUUACGGAAGUAGAAGCAAGAGGACUAACAAGCGAAGGAAUUUAUCGUCUAAGCGGAUUUGCGGAGGAAAUCGACGCUAUUAAAAUGGCGUUCGAUAGGGAUGGCGAAAAGGCAGAUUUAAGUCAAGAUAAAUACCCAAACAUCAAUGUAAUUACUGGUGCCUUAAAGCUAUAUUUGAGACUACUUCCCAUUCCUCUUAUUACAUUCUUGGUGCAUCCCCUUCUGAUUGAUGCCAUGCAGCACAAGAAUUUAGAUCUGAAAAUAUCAUCAAUACGUCACGCACUUUUCUCUUUACCAAAACAGCAUUAUGCCACCUUACAGUAUAUGGUCGAACACUUGAAUCGAGUAUCACUUCACGCUGCGAUUAACAAGAUGAACUCUCAUAAUUUAGCAACAGUAUUUGCCCCUACAUUAAUUGGCCCAGCCGAAAUUACAUCAUCCGUGCUGCCAGAUAUGACUACAGAUAUAUUGUUAAUUGAAACUUUAAUAACACAUUGUGGCAAAAUAUUUAAUUGCAGUCAUUAACGCGCAAUUAAGGAGCAGUAUUACCAAUUUGAUUAUUUCUCGUUAAUUUUGUUAAUCCUUAGUGUAGGUCUUUGUAUGUAACUUGUCUCUGAUCUUGUAUGUUUUGUCGAAAAUGAAGCUGAUUGUGAUUUUAUACUUCCUCAUAUGUGAUAUGUUUAUACACAGAUUAAAAAAAUUAAUUAUUA
Molecule: messenger RNA, 1644 nt
Organism: Photinus pyralis (common eastern firefly)
Lineage: Eukaryota; Metazoa; Arthropoda; Insecta; Coleoptera; Lampyridae
Gene: RhoGAP5A
Product: beta-chimaerin
Exons: 6
Coding region: 122-1459 (445 amino acids)
Biological process (GO): signal transduction; regulation of GTPase activity
Molecular function (GO): GTPase activator activity
Source: RefSeq, a predicted model, not a curated record